Molecule: messenger RNA, 727 nt
Organism: Haplochromis burtoni (Burton's mouthbrooder)
Lineage: Eukaryota; Metazoa; Chordata; Actinopteri; Cichliformes; Cichlidae
Product: interferon alpha-inducible protein 27-like protein 2A
Exons: 5
Coding region: 213-500 (95 amino acids)
Biological process (GO): apoptotic signaling pathway
Cellular component (GO): mitochondrion; membrane
Source: RefSeq, a predicted model, not a curated record
AGGUUUUGUUACUGAGGAAAGGAAACCUUGCUUGCUAUAAAAAUCAGCCCAUUUCAGAGCAGACGCAGGACAGAGGAGCAGUGGCAGCUGGACGUGUGGUGGCUGUUUUGCAGUCAGCAGCUGUGAACAUAAAGUUUUGUUUCCGAGGAAAGGAAACCUUUCUUGCUAUAAAAAUCAUCCCAUUUCAGAGCAGACGCAGAGCAGAUAAAGACAUGGACCCCGUGACAGCUGUGUGCAGUGCUGCAGGAGCAGUAGGUGCCGUAGUCGCUGCUCCUGCUCUUCUGGGAGCUGCUGGUUUCACCUCAGCAGGAAUAGCUGCAGGCUCCUACGCUGCAAGCAUGAUGUCUGCAGCUGCUGUGGCCAAUGGAGGAGGAGUGGCAGCAGGAAGUGCAGUGGCUGUUUUGCAGUCAGCAGGUAUGGCAGGUCUGUCUGGGGCCGCCACCGCAGCCGUGGGUACUGUUGGAGGGGCUGUUGGAGGAUUGGUGGCUGCUCUCAUCUGAGACCAGGAAAUUAUGAUAAUCAGAAAGAAAAAAACAAUAAUAGUAAUAAAUGACAUAUUUACUGCUGCCAAUUGGAAACAGUUGCAAUAGUAUCAGCGUCAUGCUUCAGCAAAGCUUGGCUGAAACUUGCUUGCUGGUAAUGCUGUGGUGUUUUAUUACAAAACACAUGGACACGGACAAAUUGUGCAAUUUUAAAUAAAGCCCUAAUAAAAUACUGAAAAACGUUU